Ostrea edulis (European flat oyster) is the source of this 4306-nucleotide messenger RNA. Its product is annotated as RING finger protein 207-like. The transcript has 2 exons. Gene Ontology annotation, biological process: positive regulation of DNA-templated transcription. The coding region runs from base 1206 to 2939 and encodes 577 amino acids. Gene Ontology annotation, molecular function: ubiquitin-protein transferase activity; zinc ion binding. Gene Ontology annotation, cellular component: chromatin; nucleoplasm. The record is from RefSeq and is a predicted model, not a curated record. Lineage: Eukaryota; Metazoa; Mollusca; Bivalvia; Ostreida; Ostreidae.
GCCCGUUAUGCUCUAACUACUGGCAUGCUAUAAGACCUGGCUUGGCCCCAAUUUUGGCCUCUGAUUUGGUUCCAACCCAAAGUUGGCCUCACCUCAAAAUAUGACCUGGCCUCAUUUUGGCCUCUAAAUUUUGUUUGGCCACAACCAAAAAUUUUUAUUGUUCAUAAGUUUGAUUGCAUUGAUUUAUUUGAAAAACUAACACCAAUCAUGAAUCAAUUUAAUUGAUCAAAAUUUUAAGUUAAAAAGAUUAGUUUUGGUGGAGGGCAAAGAAAAAAAAAAUGGGAGACAAAAUUUGAGGCUAGGGUAACUUUUGAGGCCAUGCCAAAAUUUGGGUUGGAGCCAAAUUAGAGACCAAAAUUGGGGCCAGGCCAAUUUUUAUUGCAGGCCAGGCCAAUGGGGUCAUGCAGACCUGGUUUUAUAGUAAGCCUUGAGUUAGUAACUAGAUAAUUUGUUAAAGUAUAUUAUGUUAGUGAAUACAUUGUCAAGUCAUGCACACUGUGGUAGAACAGUGAAGGAAAACUUGACAUAGUUAGAGAAAUAUUUGUACGGCCGGCCAGUCACACAUGGUCAGGUUCUAUAUUUAUUGUUUUCUGAUGCCAAUCACUGCUAAAUUAACAUAUCAAUUAUGAACAUUGCUGAAGUCUUUAGUUUCUCAUGACCAACGAUUCUCACCACCAUAAUGCCGUAAUUGUCGGCGUUAUGGAUAUAAAAGUUAUAGCUCAUCUUGGCAAAAAAAAAAUUAAUGAAUUUCAAACAUUUAUUUGGCAAUCAAGAUGACUUAAGAUCUGUAGCUUAUUUGUUCAGUUACAUCAUGUCUGCAGAUUAAGAUAAACCUAUUCUUAAACAUGCAAACGAUUUCACACAAAAUUUCACUUUAUUCGUAACAACAAUCUAACAAUUGUCUUUGUUUGGUGAUAUGCUAGUAACAAUAUAGUUCCUACAUUCUUCAAUCUAACAUCCUAACACACUGAUUGGAACUGGGAAGGGCCAGCAGGGUACAAAAACUUGAUGAUGUAUAUGUAACAAAUUCAAUGUGACACUCAGACAAAACAUGUAGUGUGUUUGUGGUGUGUGGAGGAAGUCAAUGAUUAGAGCUCUCACAAAGUCUCGUUUAAAUCUCACAAUCUUCCAACAGAACAGGGAUGCAAGUAAUGUAAGCCAACAAUAGAAACAUUGAACUAAGCUGUAUUAAUUUUCUGAGUCAGAUGGCACAUUCCAAAUUGAGCGUACCGAGUUUGGGUACACCCCAGCACUUUUUAGAGUGUGACAUUGAAGACUGUGAGAGGAAUUGUCAAUUUUACUGCAACCCUUGCCAUCAGCAGAUGUGUGAACAAUGCAGAGAUGAACAUCUGAAGAAACCAGAAUACAAGAACCAUGAGAUGGUCCUUUAUCAACAACGAAAACGACAACUUCGUGUGGAAAAAUGCAAGAUCCACCCCACUAAAGAUAUAGACAUGCUUUGUGAGGAAUGCCAACUUCCACUAUGUUCCAAGUGUGCGACCCAGGAAGACCAUCGGGGGCAUACAUUUAUUGAUCUGGAGACAGUUUAUGCAGAAAAUAUGGCACUUUGCCUUGGGGAGAUAUCCAAAAUCCACAAAUAUUUCCUUCCAACAUCACAAGAUUUACAGAAAGAAAUAAAAGGUGAUCCCACAGAAAUAAAGAUGAUCAUGGACAGCUUCAGAACAGCCAUGAAGGCUGAUGGAGAGUCCCUCAAAAGCAUGGUUAACGAAGUGGUGUCGGAAAAUAUACAACAAGUGGACAACAUAGAACAGUCAUUGCUGGAGAAAUUACAGAGUCAAGAUACAACAGUGAAUGAUUACAUUUCAUAUCUCCAUGACCUUGUCAAAGAGUUCCAUAGCUACCUGUCUUCUUCAAAACUUACAGAUAUAAUUCCUAAACGUUUUGAGAAGUUCCUGGAAAUCCGACCCAUACCAGGGACAACAAAACCGGUAAUACCAGUGUUUACUGCUGGUCAAUAUAGCAAAGAUGAUGUUGCCAAAUUACUGGGGAAAAUAAAUGUUAAAGACACAAAAGCAGAAAUAAGAGAAAUAAAAUCCAUGGAAAUUGUCCCUCCUUCAACAUCAAUGGAAUUUACAAGUCAACAGAAGAAACGAGACAGACAUAGGAAAUCUGAUGUGAAACAAACAAUGUCUCUAUCUUCCUCUGUCACUGAGGUCGGGGAGUUCCAUGUCCCAGGUGUUAACAAUGCAUCCCAUAUGUCACUAGAUAAAUCAGGCAGACUCUGGGUCAGUGACUAUAAUGGUAACCUUGUCCAAACAGAUCUACAGGGGAAUCAGCUACAGAAGAUACAAACCAGUCGUGGAUUGGGCUGCCACACAGUCACACAGGACGGGGAUCUGAUCUUUACAGACAGUCACAAUAAUGUCAUCAAUAAGAUAACACUGGAUAACAACAUCACAGAAUUCAUUAAAACAGGAGACUGGACACCACUCAGCAUACACUCCUCUCACAUCAAGGGGGACAUACUGGCGGGGAUGAUGAAGGAUAGAAUGGCUAAAGUCACGCGGUACAACAAGAGAGGGGAAAAACUACAGAACAUACAGAGGAGAGUUAUUAAGCCACUGUUUGGUUACCCACGCAGUAUCACAGAAAACAUCAACGGGGAUGUCUGUGUAUCAGAUUAUGAGAAACAGGCAGUAGUGGUGGUGAAUAAAUCAGGACAGUACAGGUUCUCCUACAGAGGCCAGGAGUCAGGGUUCCGUCCCCGGGGAAUCUGUACUGAUGUCCUUGGUCACAUCCUGGUGUGUGAUAAUACUACUGUUCAUCUCCUCGAUCAGGACGGCCAGUUCUUGUCUCUACUACUCACAGAACAACACGGGAUAGACGAUGCCAUUAGUGUGUGUGUGGAUGAUGAGAACAAUCUUUACGUGGGACAAUAUAGCAAAAACACAGUGACAGUGCACAAGUAUCUCCAGUGAUUCUUACUUUGUGAACAUCAUGGAUAUAUAUAUUAUAGGAAUAACGACACACCCACACAGUGUACAUAUAUCUCCAGUGAUUCUUACUUUGUGAACAUCAUGGAUAUCUAUAUUAUAGGAGUAACGACACACCCACACAGUGUACAUAUAUCUCCAGUGAUUCUUACUUUGUGAACAUCAUGGAUAUCUAUAUUAUAGGAGUAACAACACACCUAUACACAGUGACAGUGUACAAAUAUCUCCAGGGAUUCUUUAAUUUGUAAAUGUCAGUUAAAUCAUGUUGGUUAAUCUGACAGAAUGGAAAAUUUGUCACAUUAUAACUACUUAUAAAAUCUAAUUUUAAAAGUAGUUCCUUCCUCCUGUGAUGUCAUGGUUUUCAAAAAUCAAUGAUUUAUUUAUAUUUAUGCCUGAUAGGAACAUAUAUUAUGUACUUUAAUUAAAGAAUGAAUUUUGUUUGAGUCAUUUCCGAUAGUUCUUAUUGUAAAAAAUCUUGUUAAACAUAAAAUAUUUCAAAAGUUCAAGUUGUAUAAGAAUAAUUAUAAUGAUAAAAUAUUCAAAAUAUUGAAUUCAAGGGCAAUAACUCAGUUUUCAUUGAAUUCUUUUAUCAAGUCCAUUAAUAAUUAUGCAAUUAUAGGUUUCCUUUAUUUUUCACAAAAUUUUUGGAUAUGUGUUUGUAAAGAAAUUGUUUCGUGAAUUCAUUAUGAAUACUCUUAAAUAUUGCUAUAACCAGUUUAAUUUGUGAAAUUUUGGUACUGCUGUUUAAAGAAUUUUCUGACGUUGAUAUACUGAUUAAGUGAAAGGUGAAGAUAGCGACCAGUCAUCAAUCUCACAACUUCAUGAUAUAGAUAUAAUUGCAAAUUUCUGUCACAAUGAGUGGACAUUUUACAUUGAUUUAAAGGGACUGUUUCACAAUGUUUGAACAAACUAUUUUUUUUAUUUUUAAUGCUAAAUAUUAAAAGUAUAACUCAUUUAAUAUUGAUAACUAAUAUUGUGACCUUCUGAAUGCAAGAAUAAAAGCUAUAUUUUAGCCUUAAAUAUGUGUUAUGUAAACAAAGACUCAAGUCUUUUUAUGUAUACAAACAAACAAGUGAAACAUCAAUUGUGUAAUAUAAAGCAUCUUAAUUUGGCAUAUUUGCACAUUUUAACUUUUAGAUGUCACAUUUUACCCAAAGAAUGCUUGAAAUGUGAAAAAUAUAAUAAACUUAGAACGAUAUCCAUUUCUUUUGAAAAUUUCGUAAACAAUAAUAUGCCACAAUCUUUGUUUACAAAACAAAUAAUGAACUCUAUAAAAUGAGCUUCUGUGAUAAUGUAUAACCUUAUUUUUUAUGUGAAAUCUUUUAAAGAGAUUAGACAGUAGAUUUUGAUCA